UGUGCCGCAUUUAGAGGAGUCUCGCGCUGCAUUGCAUGACCACAAUAUAAACAUACUUUUUGCACAACACAAUUCCAGUUCGCCAGCUCAAGUUGCACUCAAAAUCUUCCGCAUCAAUUCGCGCUGCAAAAGAUGCUGACCAAUGGCAACUGCAGCAAGAGCGGCAGCCUCAGUUCGCUGGAUGCGUUGCCCAAACAGUUUGUGCUGUCCAUGAAGAAGCUGUUUGAUAUUCUGGAUGACAAGCAUAGCGGCUAUGUGCGAUACACGGACAUUGAGAAGGGCUGGCAGGACGAUGGCUCUAAGGGUCUGCCCCAGGGAGUGCUGGACUCACUGCGUCGGGUUACGCCGCCCAGUGGCCUGUUAUCCUUCGAACGAUUCUGUGCAGGUCUUAAGCUCUGCCUGCUGCGCAACCAGCAACAAACACAGACGCUGACGCCGAGCCAUGAAAAGUUGAGCAAGCCGCCGCGUCCGCCGUCGGCGCCACAGCUCUUGGGUCUGGGCAUAGACACAAGUGCUCCCACGGCCAAGGUACGUCCACGUUCGCAGUUAACACUGAGCACACCUCCGUCAUUGAGUCCUGAACUGGAGCAUGAUGACGACUAUGACACGCCAGCGCCGCCUCCGAAACCACCACGUCAAGCAGCAGCUGCUCCGCCGCUGGCCAAGGCGGACAUACGCAGCGCCUUGCAGAACUGGCAGCUGAGUCUUAUGCACAGCGAGCGGGCAGCGGACACCUGUGCCAAGCAAAAGAGUUUGAAGACUGCACGCGAGCAAUUCGAGCAUCGCGGCUCCGCCGAUGGCGGCUCCUCCUCGGCAACGUCGGCAACGGAUUAUGCACUGGGCGGCUUGAGUCUGGCCCUGCCUCCCAAAAAGUCCAGCAGCAAAAGACGCGAAUCGCGCAGACACACAUUGCAGCAUGGCAUAGACUACAACAUGCUGAAGCGACUGAAGCACCUGGAGGAGCAGCGAGAGCUUCUCCUGUUUGGCCUAGAUGGCGUAGAGAAAGCCCGUGACUUUUACAUGCAGCAGGUGCUCAACGUGCAGGAGCAGAUCAAGUAUUUCGGACGCCUGGGCACACAGUUUGAUCAAUGGUCGGAGCUGCAGCAGGAACGAUUAAAUUACCAGCGUAGUCGCGUUCUCGAAGCAAAUCGCAGUUUGGCAAUAUUGACAGAAACCUGGGAGCACGGUGGCUAUCCACUGCAUAUUAAUCUGGCUUUGCCACGCAAGCCGUUGCAGCACUUCAACUACAAGGAUUAUGCGUCCACUGAGGCCGAUCUCCUGGCUUGCGAGAAACAGGCGCUCAUGUCGGAACUCUACGAGCAGCAGCAGCAACAACAGUUUCACAAUUUACGUGGACUAUCGGACUUUGUGCUCAGUCAGCCAUCACCUGUGAGCCAAUCCUCGGCUGGCCUGGGCGAUGCGGACGUCGUCUACUGAGCGGGAAUAACAAUUAUAUUUUGUAAAUAUUUUAUUAAAUGGCUCAACAAUGCUA
Drosophila innubila is the source of this 1492-nucleotide messenger RNA. RefSeq names its product suppressor APC domain-containing protein 2. Lineage: Eukaryota; Metazoa; Arthropoda; Insecta; Diptera; Drosophilidae. Bases 133 to 1437 code for a protein of 434 amino acids. The record is from RefSeq and is a predicted model, not a curated record. The transcript is spliced from 3 exons.